This is a messenger RNA of Macadamia integrifolia, 1137 nucleotides long. Its product is annotated as BAG family molecular chaperone regulator 2-like. Gene Ontology annotation, biological process: protein stabilization. Gene Ontology annotation, cellular component: cytoplasm. The record is from RefSeq and is a predicted model, not a curated record. Lineage: Eukaryota; Viridiplantae; Streptophyta; Magnoliopsida; Proteales; Proteaceae. The transcript is spliced from 4 exons. The coding region runs from base 189 to 950 and encodes 253 amino acids. Gene Ontology annotation, molecular function: protein-folding chaperone binding; adenyl-nucleotide exchange factor activity.
UCUCCAGAGAGAAAAUGCCAGAGUGAAACUGUCGGCAGCGGAGAGUAGAGUUGCCGUACAUUUGUUAACGCUAGAGAGAGAAAGAGAGAGGGGGAAACCCCCAAAACUUAUCACGUAUACGAACCAGUAGAGUUUCGAAUUUCUAAUCUUCACUUACAGUGUUGGAGAAGGAGGAGAAGAAGACGAAGAUGAUAAGGAAACGAUUAAGUUUUAAUGGCGGAUUAAGCGAGAGCUCGACAACGACGUCAACGUCAAAGGAGGAAGAAACCAAGUGGGAGAUGCGGCCAGGAGGAAUGCUCGUUCAGAAACGAGGCGAGAAAGCCGAUUUUUCUGCUCCAAUCCUGCGGCUAAGGAUAUCCUACGGCGCUCUCCGUUACGAGAUCUCGAUUAAUUCUCAAGCAACUAUAGGGGAACUGAAGAAGCUUUUAGCGGCGGAGACGGGAUUGCAACCGGCGGAGCAGAGUGUGUUGUACAGAGGGAGAAAGAGAGAGAACGGAGAGUACUUGGACAUGUGUGGUAUGAAAGACCGAUCCAAGUUGGUUCUGGUUGAAGAUCCGGCGAGUAAAGAGAAGAGAUUCCUGGAGAUGCGUAGGAAUGCGAAGAUCCAGACAGCUCAUCGCGCCAUCUCCGACGUUUCCAUGGAAGUUGACAAGUUAUCUGAUCAGGUUUCUGCUAUUGACAAGUCAAUUGGAAAUGGGAUUAAAGUGCCAGAAGUUCAAAUAACAACUUUGAUUGAGAUGCUGAUGAGACAAGCAAUCAAACUAGAUAGUAUCUCCACAGAAGGAGAUACCUCUGCCCAAAAGAAUUUGCAGAGCAAGAGAGUGCAAAAGUGUGUUGAAACCCUAGAUGUGCUCAAGAUCUCAAAUGCAAGAGUAAAGCCUGUAGUCGUCACUACCAAAUGGGAGACCUUUGAUCCUCCAACUACAACUCAAUGGGAAUUUUUUGAUUGAUCUUUCUCUUCUUCACUUUCCCCAUUCAUUUUCUGUACUUAUUGUGAGAAAACUUAAAACAAGUUAUUUUAGUUGUUCUCUAUAGUCUAUAGUCUAUUGUCCUCUUAACAAGCUGGCCAAAUAAACAUAUUCUCUGCUUGAUUGGUUGGAAGAAUGGAAGCUUUAAUGAAGACUUCACCAUUUGCAA